Budorcas taxicolor (takin) is the source of this 513-nucleotide messenger RNA. RefSeq names its product endothelium and lymphocyte associated ASCH domain 2 (gene EOLA2). Lineage: Eukaryota; Metazoa; Chordata; Mammalia; Artiodactyla; Bovidae. The record is from RefSeq and is a predicted model, not a curated record.
AUGAAGUGCGGCUGUCUGUCCUUCCGACAGCCUUAUGGUGUCAAGACCGUGGAGAUGUGGUGGCGGCCUGUGCUAUGUGCCCAGCACUCUACCCUGGCUGUCCACAUCAGGCACUGGGAUUGGGAGGAGGUGGACUGGCAGAAGCUGCCGGAGCAGAGGCUGGGGAUGAGCCCUGCCCAGAUCCAGGCCUUGCUGCAGGAUAGGGAAAAGUUUGGCCACGGAGUGAUCGCCUGCAAGUGACACCCUGUCCUGUGGAUUGGGGUCACUUUGCUGUGCCCAGAAAACUUAGGUUGUGAUGAGGUGGAGGAGCUGGAGAAUCAAGCCAUGCUGCCCGACCUGCAAUGGAAGUACCUGACUGCACUGGCCGACCCUCGCUGGCUGCUACAGCCCGUCCUGGGGAGGGCCGGGAAGGACAUCUUCCAGGUGGACAUCCCCAAGCACCUGACCCCCUUUGGUCAGGAGGCCUGUCCAGACUGGGCUCUCGAGAGGAAGUUGACCCUUGCCCUGCUGUAA